Messenger RNA from Chara braunii, 3652 nucleotides. The record is from the annotation of a GenBank genome assembly. NCBI's taxonomy places the organism in Eukaryota, Viridiplantae, Streptophyta, Charophyceae, Charales, Characeae.
GCAAACCGUUCGUGGGGGUGCAAAACGUUCGUCAGUUGGAGAAGAGCUUUGCUUUUGCUUCGCGAUUCUGUUGCUGAUGGGUUUAUCGUUAGAGCGUCCUAUUGGCAGCCCGCCAGGGUGUCGGGCGGGGUCUCAGGGUGGAAGAUCUUGCGCAGUCGGUGCAAAAACUGGUGAUGCAGGUCUUGUGCAGUCUUCCUUGCGCUCUUUCUUCACUCGGCAGCUCUCUGGGCUUGCUGUCCCUGGGGUCUCAGCGGCGACGGAGACGGCUUCCAAAGCAGCUGCUGUCGCAGGGGAAUCAACCAAAAGGGGGGAGAAGGGCUCAUCGAUGGCUGGCUACGGAGUCGAGGCAGGCAAGAAACGCCAUCGCGAGCCCGCAAUUUUAUAUACCUCUGCUAUUGCCUCCGGAUUGGAUAUGGAGAAUCUGUCCUCCCCAUUUGCGAGCGGGGUCGGGAUCGCCAAGGAGACGACGAAGGAGGUUGGCAAACCCAGUAGGCCGAGAUCGCGACGGGGAAGGUCCAGCGGACAUCCAACGGAUAGUACGCCGUCUUCCGAUGUCGGCGUCGGGGACAGCCGUCCGAUGAAAAGAAAGCGCUUGAACGAUGACAUUGAAAGCGCGAGCGAGCGGUGUGCUUCAACGAAUAACGUGGACGUUCCGGAUGAUCCCGGGUCGGGAGAUCGACGGGUGAUAGGAAGUAGGAGAAAGAGGGUUUCCGUUGGGGACUGCGUAGGGGGUCAGCAGCAGGCCGAUACACGCCUGGAGGGCGGCGGUCAGCAGCAAGAGAGCCGUGAGGUGAAGGUGGCGCAGGAGGCGGUGCUGGCAUCCCAAGGAAGAGGGCCAGAUCCACAGCAGCAACUGUCGAACUCCGCCGCCCUCAGAGAGAGGAAAAGAGAUGAUGAGGGAGUGCGUGGGGAGGAGGGCGCCGAUGUCAGCAAGCCAAGAACCGAAGCGCGCGCGGGCGCCGGGGCAGAUGUGGGGGCCGGCGCGCACACGAAGGCCGAGGAUGAGGACCCCGUUGGGGCAAGCGCACUUGCGGAGGCCGAGGAUGAGGGUGAGGGUUGCGCUGCUGGGCUUACAGAUGGCGGAAAGGACAAACACUCUUCUUCACGUGUGCUGAUGCAGUGCGAGCACGCGGCGAAGGCGAUGUUGCCUGUCCUUGCCUCUGGGAGUGCGAGGGAGAGUGAGCGCGAGAGUGAUGACGAUGCAGACCCAGCCGUCGCUGGAUCCUUGGAUGGCAAUCAGAAAAUAACCGGUCUCGGGAACCGACCCGUUCUUCUCGCCGACCCGGCCGACAUGGACGUCGCCCUCAUCCGGUUGAAUCGGCAGAAGGUAGGGGGAGGGGCUGAUGAGGGGCUAUCUUUUUCGCGGUCCGCGGUGAGCAACAAGAACCCUAACGUAAGUCGGGGAGGCGUCCUUGAUGAUGACGACGGCGAUGGCGGCGAGCUUGGGACCGCUUCAAGGCUGGUUGGGAACGGUAGUGUCGGGGGAGGAGGUGAAGUUCUCAGUCGUGAUGAGAGAUGGUCGUCGGAGGAAGACGAAGGUCUCUGCGAGUAUGAGCGUCUGCGGGCGCAGACAAUCCGGCGAAAUAGGUCAGUUUUGGAGCAGCUUGGACUGUUUGAAGCCUCGGCGAAACUUCAGCUGACUAGGAAACUGUCAGCUGGAAACAACAGCACUAAUGGGAGUGGUGGUCGGAAGGGCGGCAAGCCGCGGAAGUCGGCAGUAGUAGCGGCGGAGAGCCCCCAGCCACUGCGACGCAGCCUCCGAACGCGGGGGAUCUCCGCCGCGCCUGGUCCGGGCGAGGGAAAUGCCCGAGCGAAUGGCGAUUCCUCGUCUGCACGAGGAGACAACGAUGGUGAGGAGGGAAAGCAGGAGGGGGAGGAGGAAGAGGAGGAGAUGGACAUUGAGUAUGAUGAUUCGUCGGUGCUAAGGUACAUGUGCGCGAGCCGCGCUGGCUCCGCCGAAGGGCUUAAGGCGGGGGCGGCGAACUGCGCCGCAUUGAGGGCAGUGCCCAGCAACGAGGAGGCGAUGAGGACUCAUUAUUGCAGGGGAGAGAAAGACGAUGGCUCGGUUGGUGCCGGCGGCGCGCUCAAAGGCGUGGUAUUGAGGAGCCAGAGGGAGCUUAUAGACGCUGGAAGAAGGGUUGUUGGGUUUCGUCCGUCGGGUAAGGUCUUAGGGGAUGGCGCGCUCUCGAAGAUCUACUGUAUGGAUCUGUGGGAGGGGGAAAACUCCCUCUUGAUUGCCGGUGGCCAUCUAGGCCGGAUGGCGGUGUUUGGCGUCGGAGCUGUGAGAAGAGGAUGGGGGAAUGUCGACCACGACGCCGAGGAGCAUGAUGAUGGUGGCAAUGCAGGAGAAAAUGCGGAGGGUCCCUUGCUGUCGUGGAAAGGAAGCAGUGGCUGGGCGUCUUGCACUCAGUUUCUCUCCCGUCAGGACCAGGAUGAAUCGAUGUUCGUUCUUACGAGCUCGAACGACAGAACCAUUGUGUUAUGGGAUAUCAACAAGCAGCAGGUCAAUCACAAAGGAAAUAGUGCCCAUGGGUCCAGUCCUCGGGUUGUCGUGAAAACGGACGAGAUCCAUACUCAAGGGAUCUUUGCCAUGGACGAGUUCGACUGCAAAGUCGCCAGUGCAUCCAAAGACAGGACGUUGGCUAUCUCUUCUGUUUCCAGUGCGAAAGGAUUUGUGAAGGAGAGAGUCCUAAGCGGCCAUCACAGUGGUCCAAUUCGUGGCGUAAGCUUCAGAGAUGAGAAGAUCUUAGCAGAUUGUGGCGGCGACGGCACCGUCUGUGUCUUGGACCUUCGAGCGCCGGUUCCAUGCGCUGUUUCUAUCGAAGGUGCUCAUCAGAGUGCAGCGAAUGUGGUCGCGUGGCAUCCCUCCAUGGACAACAUUCUUAUGUCUGCAAGCUUAGAUCCACAUAUUUACCUGCAUGACAUUCGGUCUACCGCGGUGCCACUUUUCCGGCUGUCGGGUCACAUCAAUCCAUCGGUAUCCAGGUGCAGACAGAUAUAUCGCCCAGCAUUCACUUCCGAUGGCAGGGGAGUGGUGUCAACCGGUGAGAAGUCCCAGUUUCUGUCGCUCUACUCCGUGGACACUGGGAAGGCGAUCAGCCGAGGUCAUCUUGGGUACAGUGCGAGUAUGGUGAUGAUGUCCGGAUCGAAUUCCUUGAGACGGUUGCGACACCGCGGUCAUGGCGAAUUCGAAGACCGCUUGUGGAUAGCAGGCAAGGAGAUUGUUCCCUACUCUGCGGUUUUGAAGAUGGAGGAGUUAGCACAGUAAACCGAGGCCGUCUUUGAUACAGCGAGGUCGUCUUUGAUACAGUGUGAAUAUGGUGAUGAUGUCAGGGUGUAACAAUGUAAUUCUUUGGGAGGCGAUUGCCACUCCGCGGUGGUGGCGAGUUUGGAGGCGAGUUUGGAGACGAGUUCGGAGACCGCUUGUGGAUCACAGGCAAGGGGAUUGUUCCCUACUGUGCGGUUUUGAAGAUGGAAGAGCUAACACAGUACCGACAAUUUGGUGGUAACGACAUCUCGAAGCGCUACAGCCUAUAGGUGAAUACCGGCGAGAUCCAGUCGAAUGGUUUUUUUACUGGAAGUCAGAGGACCCGUAGUACCUGCCUAACUCCGACAUGAUAACUAUUUCUGCAAUUGAGUGCAGCUUUUGAGC